CAUUAUCUUUAUAUCUGUUUGCUGUUCUUUUCCUUCAUCAGCUUCACCCUUUUUAAUGGCUUCUGCAGUUAAACCCAUCUUCGUCUUCCUUGUAUUCAUUUCAUUCCAUUUCUCAGCAUUCUCAUCGAAACCCAAGGACCCAACGCCAUCGACAUGGCCUCUUCAAUUCCACUCCGCUCUCUUCAUGAACAACAGCGGCACUCUCCAGAAAGUUGAUCUCUGGUACGACUGGCCUAAUGGCCGCAAUUUCAACAUUAUCCAGAACCAGCUAGGUAAGCUCACUUACGACCUGGAAUGGGACAACGGCACUUCCUUUAUCUACACCAACAAAGAAUGCAGAGUUUUGCACUUCGAUGUCGGUGUUCUCCGCCCGAAUUGGCUCGACGGAGCUAAUUACUUAGGCCAACAACACAAAGAUGGGUUCCUUUGCAAUGUGUGGGAGAAAGUCGACUUCAUUUGGUACUAUGAAGAUGUAAUCACUAAGCGACCUGUUUACUGGGCGUUUUACACUGGGUACACUGCUCAUGUAAUGACAUUUGAUGUGGGAGCUGUUCUUGAGGAUUCUGAAUGGCAGGCUCCUGUUUACUGUUUCAAGGAAGAUGAAGAGAAGAGGAAACAAGCUGUGAUUGGAUCUUUGGGAAUGAUCGGUCGUCUCCUUGUGAAGCUGAUGAGAGGGGUUUCCAGUGCCUCCAUGGCGCUGUGAUUAUUGUUUUUUUCAUACUUGGAAUAAAUUUUCUGGGAUUUCUACGUUUUCUUUGCCCUCGAUUGAUCCUUGGUUGUUUCCUCAGUUUGAUUAACAAAUGUUUUCUUUUUCUUGUUGAAA
Molecule: messenger RNA, 823 nt
Organism: Hibiscus syriacus
Lineage: Eukaryota; Viridiplantae; Streptophyta; Magnoliopsida; Malvales; Malvaceae
Exons: 2
Coding region: 56-703 (215 amino acids)
Source: RefSeq, a predicted model, not a curated record